Molecule: messenger RNA, 2662 nt
Organism: Echinops telfairi (small Madagascar hedgehog)
Lineage: Eukaryota; Metazoa; Chordata; Mammalia; Afrosoricida; Tenrecidae
Gene: AP1G2
Product: adaptor related protein complex 1 subunit gamma 2
Exons: 21
Coding region: 97-2439 (780 amino acids)
Biological process (GO): receptor-mediated endocytosis; Golgi to vacuole transport; intracellular protein transport
Cellular component (GO): membrane coat; Golgi apparatus; AP-1 adaptor complex
Molecular function (GO): clathrin-cargo adaptor activity
Source: RefSeq, a predicted model, not a curated record
GCGCGACACAGACCCUCGUGGUCGUGGCACAGGGCACAAAGCCUGGCACACUCGCCUAGACAAUGCCAAAGCCUUCUCCGGGCCCUGCCCCCCAGGAUGGUGAUGCCUUCGCUGAAGCUUCAGGACCUCAUCGAGGAGAUCCGCGGGGCCAAGACGCAGGCCCAGGAGCGGGAGGUCAUCCAGAAGGAGUGCGCCCACAUCCGCGCCUCCUUUCGGGAUGGGGACCCCCUGCUCCGGCACCGCCAGCUGGCCAAGCUGCUCUACGUCCACAUGCUGGGCUACCCCGCCCACUUUGGGCAGAUGGAGUGCCUGAAACUGAUCGCCUCCCCCAGGUUCUCAGACAAGAGGGUGGGCUACCUGGGGGCCAUGCUUCUGCUGGAUGAGAGACAGGAUGCCCACCUGCUCAUUACCAACAGCAUCAAGAAUGACCUGAGCCAGGGGGUUCAGCCAGUUCAGGCUCUGGCCCUGUGUACGCUGAGCACCGUGGGCUCAGCCGAGAUGUGCCGGGACCUGGCCUCAGAGGUGGAAAAACUGCUCCUGCAGCCCAGCUCCUACGUACGCAAGAAGGCCGUGCUGACUGCGGUGCAUAUGAUUCGGAAGGUCCCUGAGCUCUCCAACAUCUUCCUCCCACCCUGUACCCAACUACUUCGAGAGCGCCACCACGGCAUCCUCCUGGGCACCAUCACGCUGAUCACGGAGCUCUGCGAAAGAAGCCCUGCAGCCCUUAAGCACUUCCGGAAGAUGGUACCCCAGCUGGUGCAGAUCCUCCACACUCUGGUGACAUCAGGGUGCUCUACCGAACACAGCAUCUCGGGAGUCGGCGACCCCUUCCUGCAGGUCCAGAUACUUCGUCUGCUUCGGAUUCUGGGCCAGAACCACGAGGAGAGCAGUGAGGCCAUGAAUGACCUGCUGGCCCAGGUGGCCACCAACACGGAUACUAGCAGGAACGCAGGCAGCGCAGUCCUGUUUGAGACGGUGCUCACCAUCAUGGACAUCCGCUCUGCGGCUGGCCUGCGGGUCCUAGCCGUCAACAUUCUUGGCCGAUUCCUACUCAACAGCGACAAGAACAUUAGGUAUGUGGCCCUGACGUCGUUGCUGCGGUUGGUGCAGUCUGACCACAGCGCUGUGCAGCGGCACCGGCCCACUGUGGUGGAGUGUCUGCAGGAACCUGAUGCCUCCCUUAGCCGGCGGGCCCUGGAAUUGAGCCUGGCUCUGGUGAACAGCUCCAAUGUGCGAGCCAUGACCCAGGAGCUGCAGAGCUUUCUGGAAGUCUGUCCCCCUGACCUGCGGGCCGACUGUGCGUCGGGCAUCCUGUUGGCUGCGGAGAGGUUUGCCCCCACCAAGCGGUGGCACAUAGACACGAUCCUGCGCGUGCUGACAAUGGCAGGCACCCAUGUGCGGGAUGAUGCCGUAGCCAACUUGACCCAGCUGAUUGGUGGAGCCCAGGAGCUGCAUGCCUAUUCUGUGCGCUGUCUCUACAGCGCCCUGGCAGAAGACAUCUCCCAGCAACCGCUGGUCCAGGUGGCUUCCUGGUGCAUCGGGGAGUACGGGGACCUCCUGCUGGAGGGGAGCUGUGAGGAAACGGAGCCUCUCCAGGUGGAAGAGGAGGAGGUGUUGGCGCUGCUGGAGAGGGUGCUGCAGUCCCACCUGUCCCUGCCGGCCACCCGGGGCUACGCCCUCACCGCCCUCAUGAAGCUCAGCACCCGGUUCCGCGGGGACAACAACCGCAUCCGCCAGGUGGUGUCCAUCUACGGGAGCUGCCUGGAUCUGGAACUGCAGCAGCGCGCUGUGGAGUACAACGCUCUCUUCCGGAAGUACGACCACAUGAGGGCUGCCAUCUUGGAGAAGAUGCCCCUGGUGGAGCGGAGUAGCCCUCAGGCUGAAGAGCAGCCCGAGGAGGAAGGCCGAGGAGCCUCCCCUACCCCCACAGAGCCCAAGGCCUCAGAGCUCUUGAACCUGCUCGAUCUGCUGGAUGACAGUUCUGGGGGUGCCCAGCAUCCUGCUCCCCAAAGUCCCUCCCCGGGAGAUGCUGUUGGAUGCCUCCCUGCCAUGCCUGGGGCUCCUCCACCACUGGCCCCCAUCCCAGACCUCAGAGUGUUCGAGCGCCAGGGACUGCGGCUGACUCUGUCUUUCGAGCGACCCUCUGGCGUCCCUGCCCUGCUUUUAAUCACAGCCACUGCCACCAACUCUUCAGGGAGUGACGUCACCCACUUCGUCUGCCAGGCUGCUGUGCCCAAGAGUUUCCAGCUGCAGCUACAGGCCCCUAGUGGGGACACACUUCCAGCUCAGGGCAGCCUUCCCAUCACCCAGCUCCUCAGAGUCCUCAAUCCUACCAAGGCUCCCUUGCGGCUAAAACUGCGCCUCACCUACAACCACUUUGGGCAGUCGGUGCAGGAGGUGUUUGAGGUGAACAACUUGCCCGCGGAGACCUGGCAGUAGCAAGCUCGGUUUCGUGGCCUCCACUCCAGCUGCUUGGAGCCUGCGCCCGAGGGCUACCAGCAGGUGGCGCUGUGGCCCGUGCUUCCAUAGGGCCCGCCCCCUCCCCCACCGAUCCUGAAAGCCCAGUGGAAGGGGAGGGGGGGGCGAGAGCCAUACUGGGGUCUAUUUGAGAUUUAAAACGUCUACGCCUACCAUAAAGGGAAGAAGUGUUCUCACACAGGAA